This is a messenger RNA of Cydia amplana, 1026 nucleotides long. Its product is annotated as acyl-CoA Delta(11) desaturase-like. The record is from RefSeq and is a predicted model, not a curated record. Gene Ontology annotation, biological process: unsaturated fatty acid biosynthetic process. Gene Ontology annotation, molecular function: stearoyl-CoA 9-desaturase activity; iron ion binding. The transcript is spliced from 5 exons. The coding region runs from base 16 to 993 and encodes 325 amino acids. Gene Ontology annotation, cellular component: endoplasmic reticulum membrane. Lineage: Eukaryota; Metazoa; Arthropoda; Insecta; Lepidoptera; Tortricidae.
UAUAAAACUAAUAUUAUGGAAAAGAAACCACACGCAAAACAAUCUUGGUUUAGGAAUAUUGAAAAAAAUCUAGGAUUCCAAAAUGAUAUUAAAUGGGUGAAUACCAUAUUAAUUACGCUAUAUCACGUACUAUUUAUUUACUGGCCCUAUCAUUACGCUUUUCCAGUAAAAUGGCAGACAGUUGUGUUUGCGGCUAUAAUGUACGUGGCAAGCGGUUUCGGGGUGACAGGAGGCGCCCACCGACUAUGGACCCACAAAUCUUACAAAGCUACGUUGCCCCUGAAGCUCUUCAUGCUGAUGCUCUAUUCUUCCGCUGGGCAGAACUCCCUGCUCAACUGGGUUCGCGACCACCGCGUCCACCACAAGUACAGCGACACGGACGCGGACCCCCACAACGCCAAUCGUGGGCUGUUCUUCUCGCACAUCGGCUGGCUUAUGCUCAAGAAGAACGAGGCAGUCAUCAAGCGCGGCAAGCAGAUUGACAUGAGCGAUAUCGAGAACGAUCCGCUGCUGAGGUUUUAUGAGAAAUAUUUCCAAUGGUUCAAACUGCUGUUCUGCUACUAUCUGCCGACGAUGAUCAACGUGUGGUUCUGGGGCGAGGAUUGGAAGACGGCCGUGGCUUGGCAGUGCUUCCUCAGAUACAUCACGACCUUCCACAGCGAGCUCACUGUCAACAGCCUGGCUCACGCUUUUGGAUACAAGCCGUAUAACAAAGACCUAAAGCCAGCAGAGAACCGUUUCGUCGCCACAGUGGCGCUCGGAGAAGGUUGGCACAACUACCACCACGCCUUCCCUUUCGACUACAAAGCAGCUGAGCAUUUCGACUUCUUCAAUUUUGGCACCACCUUCAUCAGAUUCUUCGAGAAACUUGGCUUAGCAUACAACCUUCGGGAAGCGACACCGGAGAUGAUCAAUUCUAUAGCCAAGAGAUUAGGUGACGGCACUCCCGUACAUUUCCCACUAGACUCGGAAAACGAAAGAGCUGUUGGUUGAACUAUGUCUAGUGUUUAACUGAGGCGAUUGGUA